Molecule: messenger RNA, 198 nt
Organism: Anisakis simplex (herring worm)
Lineage: Eukaryota; Metazoa; Nematoda; Chromadorea; Rhabditida; Anisakidae
Source: the annotation of a GenBank genome assembly
AUAUCAAGUGACGAUGGUCUAUGCGAGGCAAAGGCUGCCCAAUUGCUCGUGCAUGCGCCACCAAUGGGCAUUCAUCAAGAACCAAUCGCAUAUCCGAAUCAGUUCGCACCUGGCAUUAAUUUCGCCUACACCACGCACCCAACUAUGCAGUAUUUACCACCUGAAAUGAUUCAUAUGACUAAUUAUCAGAGCUUAUGA